AAAUCCACUGAGCUCAUGCUGGGACUUCUGCAUCUACCGGGUUGUUCCUCCCAUCUCCUCCACCCAUCAGCAGCUGCUCUUCCUUUAGCACUGCUUCAGGGAGGCCCUUCCUGCCCACCCUGUCCAAGUUCCACCUCCUGACUUUACCCACCCCUAACCCCACCCUUGCAGACUACAAUCCAAGGCUGUGCCAACAAAGCCGUUGUGUUCCAGAGACUUCUCCUAUUUGGCCCUGAGCUGCUGUCUUCUAGGUAACCAGAGUGUGAAAUGGGUUGCAUAUAACCCAUGGAAUGAUCUAGUAGAAAGCUGAAAGCCAGAAGGAAGUGGACAGAGGAGAAAGGAGGGAUGGAAAUAGAGGGAAUGAGGAGCCUGGGGAAAACCAAGGUGAGCGAUAUUCAGUGGUUUGGUGGAUCCCAUCAACAAAGCUGAGAAUGGUUGAGAGAAAUGGAGCCUAUGCAGGCCCGAGGCCAGUCAGUGCGACUCCUCCAAAGAUAGGACUUGGAAGACAGGACUUGGUAGAAUGGAAGAAUAUCGACUUUGGCUUCAGCUUACCUGCCUGGGAACCUGGCUACGCUGCUCCAGGCAGUGCCCUUUGGAACUUAGCCAUAAAAAUGAAUCCAGUCGUUUCGCAGCCAGGAUAUGGUACAGGAGGUGUGAUGAAUAGUGACUGGCAAACUGGCAUAUUUGACUGCUGUGAUGACCUGGGGAUUUGCCUCUGUGGGACUUUCUUUCCCUUGUGCCUUUCGUGUCAGAUCGCCUCUGACAUGAACGAAUGCUGUCUGUGCGGAGCGAGUGUCGCUAUGAGGACCUUGUAUCGGACGCGAUACGGCCUCCCGGGAUCUAUUUGCGGUGAUUUCCUAUGGCUGAGUUGUUUCCCUCUAUGCAGCCUUUGUCAACUCAAGCGAGAUAUUGAAAAAAGAAAAGCAAUGAAUGCUUUCUAAAAGGUGCUUGGUCACAUUCACAAUGUGGUGAAAGAAAUCCUAGAAUCACAUACUGCAUCUGUUGAGUACUAUCUCACCCCAAAUCUUAGAAACUAAUUCAACUAAUCAUAUGGUUUCCAGUGGCUUCAAGACAUUUUAAGUUUCUAGUUUAUUUCAAAAGAAAUACAUUUCCAGUGCUGUUCUCUAACAUGACUGCUAUUAAAAAAUUAAUGUCCUCAACA
Messenger RNA from Callorhinus ursinus (northern fur seal), 1162 nucleotides. NCBI's taxonomy places the organism in Eukaryota, Metazoa, Chordata, Mammalia, Carnivora, Otariidae. The record is from RefSeq and is a predicted model, not a curated record.